Macroventuria anomochaeta is the source of this 1360-nucleotide messenger RNA. Its product is annotated as C-3 sterol dehydrogenase/C-4 decarboxylase family protein. Gene Ontology annotation, biological process: steroid biosynthetic process. NCBI's taxonomy places the organism in Eukaryota, Fungi, Ascomycota, Dothideomycetes, Pleosporales, Didymellaceae. The transcript is spliced from 2 exons. The record is from RefSeq and is a predicted model, not a curated record. Bases 200 to 1312 code for a protein of 370 amino acids. Gene Ontology annotation, molecular function: 3-beta-hydroxy-Delta5-steroid dehydrogenase (NAD+) activity.
GCUUCUUUAGUCAUACUGGACUUACCAUGUCAUGUGCAAAGAUCGGUUGUACCUGCAUGCUCGGAGAGACGCCGUCCAAGGCCGUGACGGGGUGAAGACCCUUGACAGUUUGCGGGGGCUAGCCUGCGCGACAAUCUCCACCGAAUCUCCGCAAAACGUCCCAUUCCCCUGCACCACCACCAAUUGAACACCAGUCAACAUGUCAGCUUCGAAGUUUCAAACCCUUGGUACCGUCGUCGUCGUCGGCGGAUGCGGGUUCCUGGGUAACCACAUUGUGAGCUACAUCGUCAAGCGCCAUCCCCAGACUCAGAUUGCGGUCCUCGACCUGCGCACCAACUCGAACCGUCAUACGAGCAGCACCGUCUCCUACCACGAUGGCGACAUCACCGACCUCGCGGCUAUGCAGAAGUUUUUCGCUCAAAUUAAGCCGGACGCCGUCAUCCACACAGCAUCUCCCCAUUUCAACCUGCCGCCCGCGAUUCACGACAAGGUCAACGUUGAGGGUACCAAGAACCUGCUGAAGGCGUCGCAAGAUGCGGGCGUCAAGGCUUUUGUAUACACCAGCUCUGCUAGCGUCAUUUUUGGUGGAGCUGCAGAGCUUGUCAACGCAGACGAGAAGUGGCCGUUAGUCACUGGAGAUGCUCAGCCGGAGUACUACACCACCACCAAGGCCUACGCCGAGACAUACGUACUCGAGGCGAACCGCAAGCCAGAGGGCUUCCUCACCUGCGCCAUUCGUCCCGCAGGUAUCUUCGGCGAGGGAGAUGUACAACUGCUUCCUAAGAUGGUCACCGCGUACAAGGAUGGCAAAACCAAGUACCAGGUCGGCGACAACGACAACCUCUUUGACUUCACAUACGUUGAGAACGUGGCCCACGGACACGUCCUUGCGGUCCUUGCUCUCCUCAGCACACACAAAUUCUUGCCAACCGUCCCCAUUGACACGGAGCGCGUCGAUGGUGAGGCUUUCUUCAUCACGAACGGCGAACCAGUCUACUUUUGGGACUUUGCGCGAGCGGUAUGGCACGAGGCUGGCGACCGCCUGCCAUUGAAGUCGGUAUGGCAUUUGGACACUGGGUUUGCCAGCAUGGUUGGCUUCUUCUCAGAGUGGGCUAUGUGGUUGGUGGGCAAGACACCCAACUUGACAAGGGCGCAGGUCAGGUAUAGCACACUGAAGAAGUACCACAGUAUUGCAAAGGCAAGGAACAGGCUCGGCUACCAGCCAAUUGUCAGUCUGGAUGAAGGUGUGAGGAGGGGUGUGAGGUAUAUCAUCGAGCAGGAUGAGAAGGCAGGCCAGAAGAAGGGACAGUAGACGAGAAGGAGUGGAGGUCACGACUCCAUACAGCAUCUCGCAUUGUAG